UUUUUGUUUUUGCAUGCAGAAGGACACUGUGCUGUUAGUGACCCUGGCUUGUCAGAACAGUGCUGCAGAGAGUUACACCGUGCAAAUUAUUGUGACCAUUAUCAACAUGAACGAUAACAGCCCGGUGUUUAAGGAAACCAGUCUCACCAGAGUCGUACCUGAGGACACAAAAGUGAAUGCAACCAUUGUAGCCCGUGAAGAUGUAAGUGCUACCGAUGCUGACCUGGACAUCAUCUAUUAUAAACUCAGUGCAGCGGUGCAGAACACCAGUGAUUAUUUUGCCAUAAAAGGAGUUAAUAACCCUGAAAUCUAUUUACAAAAAGCGUUGAAUUAUGAGAAGUUUAACUCCACUACACUGCUCUUGUAUGCAAUGGACAAUACUGAGGGUGUGAAUGUAACCAUUCACACGGCCACCGCAACGAUAAGCAUAAUUAUUGAGCAAGCUGAUACCAGGCCUCCCUGGUUCCUACCCUGCACCUUCAUUGACACGGACAGAAGCAUUUGCAUCAGCAGCCCCUAUAUUGGGAGAGUCAAUAUGUCGGAGAUGUCGACUGAACCGCUCACCCUGGAGCCAGGACCCAUCUAUGCCAUUGAUCCUGACUACAUUUUAAAUGAAAAAAUUGUGUACAGUAUUGUUGGUGGGAACGAGGAUAACAUUUUCUCAGUGGAUGCAGACACAGGAAAUCUAACUAUGAACAAAGUAGCAGCUUCUCCAAAUUCAUACCUAUUGCAGGUGAUGGCCACUCAAGUCAACAACAAACAGAAGUACUCCAUAGCCAAUGUAGAAAUUAAGGUCAUCAAUAAAAGUAACCACGCACCGUACUUUGAGUCCCAAAUCUACUCAGGGACAGUGGUUGCUGGUCUGGACCCGAGAAGCUUUGUCUUCCAAGCUGGUGAUUCUUCAAGCCCCCUGAUGAUAGCGGCACUGGACGAUGAUUUCCCUGAUAAAGUCAACCCAAACAUUGAGUACCGCAUAAAGAACAACACCAACUUCAUGGCAACCAAAGAUGGACUCAUCCUGACGAAUGUGGUGCUGCAGUCACCGGGGACUGCAAUCAUGGAGGCUGUUGCAAAAGAUACAGUGAGUCUACAGGAGGCGAGCACUGUAGUCACAGUGGAGAUCACCGCUGCCAAAGCUGAAGUCUCCUCCUCUGAUAAGAUCUACACUGCACAGGAUAUGGGUAUCUUAGGUGGUAUCUUAGCUGCAUUGCUAUUAAUUGCCUUAGUCUUCCUUGGACUGAUGUUAUAUAAACAUUAUGGACAGACAGUCAAGUUCCUGAUUAAUAAAAAAUUCUCCAAGGAGUUCCCUGGAAGCUACGACAACCAAGUUUACAAGCAAGACGAACAUCCAGAUCUGAGCGAAGAAGAGCAUGAACGCCCAGAAUGUGUCACUGUAACCAAGAUACAGGAGCCAUCACUUUUCUCGACAUUUUCUAAUGAACGAGAAAUCGAUGGACUCCCGAAGACUUCACCAGCUUCCACCAUCAUUUCUGACCAGAAAGUGGAAGAAGAAGAGGAAGAAGAAGAGGAAAAGGUCGAAGAAGAUACUAAGCAUGAGAAGGAAGUGAAAUCUAUCCUCAAAACAGACAGGAAUGAGGGGGACCCAGGAUACAAAGCUGUAUGGUUUAAGACAGAUGUGGAUCCAAGUGGAGAGAACGUUCAAGUGAUUAAUGACAGUGCAGCAGAUUAUGAUGAUGACAGUGAUCAAGAUCUGCAGGAGAAUGAGAAGGAGGAAGAAGAUUACAAGCAUGGUCCAGGAAUGUCCCUUGCCUCAGACAGCUCAUCAUUCCAAGCUGCGGAAGUGGCAAUCAACAUGUCUCCCAGAGAUGACAGCAAUGCAUAAUGGAAACAGGUCUGCACUUCCUCCCUCACCCAAAUGGGGAAAUGUCUACUGCUUUGGUGAGGUGGAGCCCACCUUUCUGCUCAGGGUAGAACUGAAAUGCAGGAGGACAAAGUUGACUGUCCUGCAUGCAGAGAUUAAAGCCAGAAGAGAUUAUAACUAACGGACUUUGAAGCAGUUAGCUCAACUCAUGGUAGCAAUUUAAUUGAAUGAUCCAGUGCUUUCAUCUCCUCUUGGUGGGUAAAUGAGCCAGCACUGGCUGCCCGGCUGUUCCCUUUAGGUGUUGCACGCUGAUGUCAGCUGCAGGGUGUCAGCCAGUGCAAGUCACUCUGACCCUGCUGUUGCUCCCAUGACUGCAUUCAGGAGCUCACUUCAGCACUAGGCUCUGCACUCCAGCAGGAGCAGCCACCAUGAUACCUGAGGGGACUAGGGGCAGCAGAAGUGUCACUGCAGGUCCCCCUCCUGCCAGAAAAUGAAUGUUCAGAUGAUUGGAAGAUGCUGUCUCCUCUGCUGCUGAUAGCCAAGGACUUUGUCAGUUAUUUUUCUGUGUCGCAAAACCAUCAGUUGUGCUGUCCUUCCUUGGCUGUAUCCGAUGUGUCAAGGCAAAGAACUCCUGCCAUAACCUGCCUACAAAAUGUCAGAGGUAUUUCUAUCUCUCUCGGCAGCAAUGGUUGUCAUUCCAGAGUGCUAGAUGUGGAUCAACACCUUGAGUCCAACGGGACUCAAGGUGUUC
Messenger RNA from Numida meleagris (helmeted guineafowl), 2573 nucleotides. RefSeq names its product cadherin related family member 5 (gene CDHR5). The transcript has 12 exons. The record is from RefSeq and is a predicted model, not a curated record. Gene Ontology annotation, molecular function: calcium ion binding; cadherin binding. Gene Ontology annotation, cellular component: adherens junction; catenin complex; membrane. NCBI's taxonomy places the organism in Eukaryota, Metazoa, Chordata, Aves, Galliformes, Numididae. Gene Ontology annotation, biological process: cell-cell junction assembly; cell morphogenesis; calcium-dependent cell-cell adhesion. The coding region runs from base 14 to 1843 and encodes 609 amino acids.